CUGUCGGGUCCGCGCUUUGUUGCGAAAGCUGGGGGCGAGGUCCUGCGGUCCGUGCGCACUGCGCGGCCAGACGCUGCGGGCGGGGCGGAGGAUGGAGGCGGUAGUGUCCGCUGCAACGGUCGGGGCUGCGCGUGAGAAGGUGGCGGUGUAGGCGUCUAGGCUACGUGGAGGCCCGCAGCAGCGGCCAGGCCAUGGCGGGAGUCUGUCUCGGUUGGGCUCCCUGAGGUGCGCUCCCUGAAGUCCUGGGGAGCUGUGACUCAUGGGCUCGCUGAGCAGCCGAGUGCUGCGCCACCCGGGGCGAGCCGGACCCCAGCAGGAGCCGGGUUCUGGGACGGGGGCCUCGGCCCGGAGGCCGGAGACUGGGGGCGACGCGGCCGGCCACGGCUUCUGUUACUGUCCGGGCAGCCGCAAGCGCAAGAGGAGCAGCGGGGCUUUUUGCUACUGUCACCCCGACUCCGAGACAGACGAGGAUGAGGAGGAGGGGGACGAGCAGCAGCGGCUCCUCAACACCCCUCGAAGGAAAAAAUUGAAGAGUACAUCCAAAUAUAUUUAUCAAACAUUAUUUUUAAACGGUGAAAACAGUGACAUUAAGAUUUGUGCUCUAGGGGAAGAGUGGAGCUUACACAAAAUAUAUUUAUGUCAAUCUGGCUACUUUUCUAGUAUGUUCAGCGGUUCUUGGAAAGAAUCCAGCAUGAAUACUAUUGAAUUGGAGAUUCCUGACCAGAAUAUUGACAUAGAAGCACUGCAAGUGGCAUUUGGGUCACUGUAUCGUGAUGAUGUCUUAAUAAAGCCCAGUCGAGUCAUUGCCAUUUUGGCAGCAGCUUGUAUGCUACAGUUGGAUGGUUUAAUACAGCAGUGUGGUGAGACAAUGAAGGAAACAAUUAAUGUGAAAACUGUAUGUGGCUAUUACACAUCAGCAGGGACCUAUGGAUUAGAUUCUGUAAAGAAAAAGUGCCUUGAAUGGCUUCUAAACAAUUUGAUGACUCACCAGAAUGUUGAACUUUUUAAAGAACUCAGUAUAAAUGUCAUGAAACAACUCAUUGGUUCAUCUAACUUAUUUGUGAUGCAAGUGGAGAUGGAUGUUUAUACAGCCCUUAAAAAGUGGAUGUUCCUUCAACUUGUGCCUUCUUGGAAUGGGUCUUUAAAACAGCUUCUGACUGAAACAGAUGUCUGGUUUUCUAAGAGGAAAAAAGAUAUGUAUGGGUAUACCUUCCUUGAAACUGAGCAAGGAAAACCAUUUGUGUCAGUAUUCAGACAUUUAAGGUUACAGUAUAUUAUCAGUGAUUUGGCCUCUGCAAGAAUUAUUGAACAAGAUUCUCUGGUACCUUCAGAAUGGCUGUCUGCUGUGUAUAAACAGCAGUGGCUUGCUAUGCUCCGGGCAGAACAAGACAGUGAGGUGGGGCCUCAAGAAAUCAAUAAAGAAGAACUAGAGGGAAAUAGCAUGAGAUGUGGUAGAAAGCUUGCCAAAGAUGGUGAAUACUGCUGGCGGUGGACAGGUUUUAACUUCGGCUUUGACCUGCUGGUAACUUACACCAAUCGAUACAUCAUUUUUAAACGCAACACACUGAAUCAGCCAUGUAGUGGAUCUGUCAGUUUACAACCUCGAAGGAGCAUAGCAUUUAGAUUACGUUUGGCCUCUUUUGAUAGCAGUGGAAAACUAAUAUGUAGUAGAACAACUGGCUAUCAAAUACUUACACUUGAAAAGGAUCAGGAACAAGUAGUGAUGAACUUGGACAGCAGGCUUCUGAUCUUCCCUUUAUAUAUCUGUUGUAACUUCCUGUAUAUAUCGCCUGAAAAAAGAACUGAAAAUAAUCGUCAUCCAGAAAAUCCAGAAAACUGAGGAUCCCAUCAGUUGGAAGCAGUAGCACUUUGAAAACUUGUUUGGCCAGCUUUAAUUUAAUGGCCCUACUGAUAUUCACAUCUAAGGUGACUAAUAAUGACAAAGGCCUUAUGAACUGUGCAGAUAAUACAGAAGACUAUUCUGAUCAUCAUUACAUUUCUAUGCAUAUGUGAAAAAACAUUUUAAAGCCAAGAAAAUGUCUGUCAAACCAUUUCUGUUAUAAAGAUGUUGUUGAUUCAUGCUUUUUAAUUUGACAUCAGUAGAAAAUUGCUGUAGGUAAAUUUCACAAUUCUCUGCAACCAAAUAUAGGUUUAAUUUUUAGCUUGAACUUUGAUCCUCCUACCUAAUGUUAGUAAACUUCAGUUAUCCAUCUAUAAGUUUUAUUUUUAUUUGGUUUAAAAAAUGCUAAAGGAGUAAUUUGGCCAAUUAUAAAUACUGUUUCAAUUAGUGCAUUUAAAGCUGUCCUUUAAUUUUUUUCAACUGCUCUUUAUGAUUCCUCCUCCUAGUCCAAUAUUCUUCUAAUCUAUAUAUGUUUUUAAUCAUUAAAUUUUUUUUCACAGUUUUGAAGACUAAGCUGAGGAACUUUUUAUUUAACUUAAGCAUUUCCAUACUAUUGUAUUUUGCUUUUUAUUUAGCUUUCUUAGGAUUUUAACAACAAAAAAAUCAGCUUCAGACUUUCAAAUGCACUUGGGAGUGGUGGUGCCGGGAAUCUGAGGAUAUUCUUUUGCCUUACAUGGCCUUUUCUUUGACAUUCUGUACAAUUUUAUUAUAAGGUCAUAGAUUAUUUAUGGACCAGAUAUUAUACUUUAAACAUUUCCAUAUUCUAUGAUCUUUAGAAUUAUUUAUGUUCAAAUUUUAGUUGGGAAUCCUAUUUUCUACUUAAGCUCAGGACUCUAUAACCUCUGAAUUGAGUGCCUUUAAGUUAUACAUGCUAUUAGAAAUCUCAUAGUAAAUGUAAAUAAGGUUGGAGGAUAUCAUACAGAAGCUGAUAAUAAAGCAUUAAUGUACAAAUAGAACUUAUUUUUAUCAAAAUGAGGUGUACAUUUGUCAUGAUUUAUAUAUGUUGACUGCUUCUGUUUAUUGCUAUUUCAAAAAUAGCCAUGCUCAUUAUCUUUCAAGUCAUAGUGCUUUUUGUGGUUAAUGUCUAUUUUUAGUAUGUUUUAAGAAUUGGAAAUACCUUUAUGUAUCUGUACAAGUAAGAAAUACCCAUUUGGAAAAAGAAUAAAUAAGCUAUUAUAUAAAAUGAAGGAAAAAAAGCCUUGGUGGAAGCCAGAAAUUUUUUUCAAUUUAGAUUUUUGUUCCAAUUAGAUUUAGCUUUUAUAAUUUAUUGCUAGUUUUUCUUCCCUUGUGAUACGUCCACAGAUUCAUAAGUCACUUUUGUCCUUUCAAAAUUCAUCCUCAUGGGGAAUUUAAAGGAAGCUUUUGAAUGUCUCCCUUAUCUCCACCCCCAGAACUGUAGUUUAGGUGUUUUAAUACAAUAAUUUGGCUUAUCAAGAGGCUGCAUUUCUUGUUUUUGUAUUUGGCUAUAAUUAUAUCUCUUUCAAGAGAUGCUUUUGUUUUUUUACUGUCUUACUAUAACAUCAGAGAUUCCUUACCUUUACGUAUUUAAAGAUAUAAAUACCAAUCUUAAAUUGAAUUAUUUGAAUAAUUGAAGUUUUACAAACCUUGGGAGUAAAGAUAAAAUUCGAGUAUAUUAGUAAAAAAUUACUUCAUUUCACUUAUAUGAGUCAAUCAAAUUGGAAUUACAUAUGGUUCCUGUCCAUUGAUUCUUUCCUUGGCCACGUUGCUUAUGUCAUUCAUAAAAUAAUUAUUUCUUCAGUCACAAGUAAGCUGUGUUCUCAUUGGAGAAAUUGAUAAUUGUCAGCUAGUACUUCACAUUGAUAGUAAAGAUCGGCUUUUGUUUUCUUACCAAACACUUUAAUGUUUGCAUACUUUUCAUUCUUUUUACUUGGAAUAUUUUCAAUAAAGUAUUAAAAUUGCCAGCUAAAGUAUCAUAAACCAUUACAUAUGAAAACUUU
Molecule: messenger RNA, 3858 nt
Organism: Sus scrofa (pig)
Lineage: Eukaryota; Metazoa; Chordata; Mammalia; Artiodactyla; Suidae
Source: RefSeq, a predicted model, not a curated record